AUGGCGUCCAAAGCCAUCUUCUUCUCUUUCUUUGUUGUCUCCGCCGUGUGUUUGUCCUCUCUCGCCGGUUUUGCUUCCGCCGAUGCUGACGACUUUGAUCGUUUCCAGAUUCAGGGAUCAGUUUACUGUGACACUUGCCGUGUCCAAUUCGUUACCCGUCUCAGCAAAUUCCUCGAAGGUGCGAAAGUGAAAUUGGAGUGCAGGAGCAGAACAAACGGAACCAUAGCGUUGACCAAAGAAGCCGUUACCGACAAAUCAGGAAGCUACAAGAUGGAAGUAACAGGUGACCACGAAGAAGAAGUUUGUGAGCUCGUCUUGGUCCAAUCACCAGACAGUGGUUGCAGUGACGUCAGCCAUGAGGCUUACUUACGUAACGCCGCUAAGAUCAGUUUAACGGCGAAUGACGGAAUCGUAUCUAACGAGACACGUAUCGUUAACCCUCUCGGUUUCAUGGUUAAGACGCCGUUAGCUGAUUGCCCUGCUGCUUUCAAGGAGCUUGGUAUUGUCCCUGACGUCACCUUCUAA
This is a messenger RNA of Arabis nemorensis, 525 nucleotides long. The record is from the annotation of a GenBank genome assembly. Lineage: Eukaryota; Viridiplantae; Streptophyta; Magnoliopsida; Brassicales; Brassicaceae.